AUACACUUGCACUGGGCCUGAACAGUUUGGAUUGAUCAAUGCAUAUCAACAAAGAAAACACGAACAUUGGCACAAUCUAGUAUUACUAGUCACCGUGUGCACAUGAUGCAUAGAGAUGCCAAAUUUACAAAAUACCUGGGUAAUAAUUAUCGUCAAAAUGUCUUGUUUAUAUGAACAUUCCGAGGAGUAAGAUGCGAAAUAAACUUCGCUGUGUCUCGUCUUCGUGUCCUGAUUGACAGCAAAAAGUAGAUGUGGGAAACAGGAUAACGUAGAUAUCCGUUUGAAACAAUAUAUUGCGCUUAAUUUGCCAGUCUGAAUAACUGAAUUUUGGAAAACGUUUGGUAAAUGCUCAAUUUAUUUUAGUAAAUUGUUUAUUUUGUAAGAGAGUAUAACAUUCGAAUAAUUUUCUGAUUAUGUACACCAAAUUUGGGUAAAAACCAACAUCGACAAAAUAACGCCAGUUUUAUGUUCGUACAUAUAUAACUUCCGUUCAGAUUUUAGCCUUUUAAUUAUAUUUAACUCGUUCUAUAAAAGUUUAAUCCAGGCCUACAUUUACUUUAACAAUAAACGUGAAUAUACUUUCAUCGAAUUAUUAUUCUAAACUUGCUCAACCGUUUUUUUAAACCACAAACGAUUAAAGGAAAGUAUGCGAUAUAACAAUAAUUGCAUGUUAACACUUUUCAUGUCAAUAUUCAGGUUUCCUAGGGUGCAUACAGCAGUCCUAUAAAGAUGUCUGGUGUAACCUAUAAAGACAUCAAGAAGGCGAAUCAAUUUUUAGAGGAUGCCCUUAGAACACACAUCGUGCUUGAUAGAAAUUUAGAGUCGGCGCAAAAGGUGUUUCCCGAAACCAAGGGGAGAGAGGGAUAUAUCGCAGCCACGGGUCAAGAGGGAUUUCUCUUUGCAAAAGAUCAAGAGGGAUAUGUCACAGACAUAGUGCGAGGUAGAGUCCAAGGCUAUAGGAAAACACCUGUUGGUAGAUACCAAAACCAAUGGCAAGAGCCCAUCACGAUUUACGGAAGAAACAACCCGGAUUGGGAGGUGAAGCUCAAGGCUUCCUCAUUUGUUGGAGACAUAGACGUUGAUAAUAUGGACUGGUUUGAGUCUCGGGUAGUAGUCGAUUUGGUAAUGGACUUACUUCAGAUAGAACUGCGCAGUCAGGCUAAAAAAUAUGAAGGUCUCGUUAUCAACUGGUACGUUCGACAGGGUAGCUCUCGAGAGGGAUUGAAAGUUGUCAAAGCUGACGAAUUUGACGUAAUGCUUGAAUUCCACUUUGACGGGCUCGACGAUCGUAUUAAACAAAUAUAUGUCAUAGAUGGGGAUAAACGGAUGUUCAUUCCGGGUCAUUGCUAUUUGGAACUGCGUGAUGUAACAAUCGAAUUAUUGAGAAAAAAUUACGCAAAGUUGUAUAAGAAAGGAGUAUUUAUAGAAAAGGAAGGAAAAAUCUUCCUAAGCUCCAAACAUCUUCACGUGCAGAUUUUCGAAUCAAUGGUAGAUUCGGCUGUAGAGAAAAUGAAUACAGAGAUAAAAAUUCACGAUAUAUUAGAAAUGAAAAAAUGCAAGUUUGCUUUGAAAAGAAAAAUGAAUCCUCCCUCAAUCAAUUUGGCUAUAACAUUUAAAGCGGCUGAACAAGUUUUCGACAUUGGACCGCUUAAAGACAAAGACAUGGACUUAGAUUUUGUUCCUGCCUUUUUGCUACGACAUGAUCAAACUACCAGCUAUGAAGGUGAACUUCUAAAAUGUCCGAUACAUGCGGUGUGCAAGUGGGCAGAAGAAAACAGCUUGAAAGCGCUCGAAAUUGCAGAUCAAACCCGCAUUUGGGAUGUCAAAUCAACAGGGUACGAGAAACACAUACUAGAUGUAGCUCGUGAAGAUGAAAGGAAACUGUAUAUUCUGACCGCGCUCAGAAUCUUGAAAACUUAUUUUGUAAAAACGAAAAAGUAUGCGAAAGAAUCGGGUUGCGCACCUCCACAGAUUGUUACAGUGCUGAAGUCCUACCACCUCAAACAGUUGGCCUUCUACCUUCUCAACUAUCUCUGCCACAAAUACCCACAUUUCGUAGUAGACGGUGUGCAAAAAGCGCUGAUGUAUUUCAUAGACGCCAUACGCGUCGCUCUGAAGGAAAAGCACCUGCCUCACUUAUUUUUCUCGGAUAACAACGUAAUUGAAACAAUGCUGCCGGGAUACCCACUGCUGCCUGGUCCAAAGCUGAGGUUUGAUCUAUUCAGAAAAAUACCAAACGAUUCUCUUAUACAAGCAUUGUUUUCACUGGAGAAACACCUCAUACCUAAUUUGGGCUUUUCAACAGGAGGUGACAGUGAUUAUCACGAUCAUGAGAGGGCACGAGUUCAUCAGGACUUCAAAAGCACAGUGUCAGGAUCUGAUUACUUCUAGGCAUUGUCGUUAUCUUAUGUACGGCGUGCUGCAGCUAAACAAACAACGUUUUAACGUUCGGCACUAAGAUGAAUGACUGCCUGUUAUUUUCUGAUAUUACCUCAUUAGAAGUUUUUUUUAUGGAAUUUUAUGUUAAUGAUGAUUAACAUAAUAUACUACUAAAAAACUUGUUGAUGAGAAGUACAAUUUGCGUUUACAAUUACAUUCAGUUAUAGCAAUUCAUUAUAAUUCAAAUCAUUAUGUUAAUAUGAAAAUAUUGUAUAAAGUUUGUAACAAUACAAA
This is a messenger RNA of Mya arenaria, 2673 nucleotides long. RefSeq lists its product as uncharacterized. Lineage: Eukaryota; Metazoa; Mollusca; Bivalvia; Myida; Myidae. The coding region runs from base 730 to 2391 and encodes 553 amino acids. The transcript is spliced from 3 exons. The record is from RefSeq and is a predicted model, not a curated record.